GCCACCCCUUCUCUAUAUGGCCUGGUGCUCCGCGGACAUGCUCCCAGGGUCCUCACUAAAUGCACAAAGCAAGAUAUCCCAGUCUAUACCUUAGCGGUUGUUCUCGCCUUUCCUUUCCUCUCUUUACUCCAGGUCCUCAACGGGGUAUUGAUCGUUUUGACCUAGCUGAUCGACCUUAUUACGGCCGGUGCGCUUAUAGACUACUUGGCCAUAUGUAUCACCUACCUCUGUUCUACCGGAGCUUCAAGUGCAAGAAUUCGACCGGAAGCUAUUCCCAUAAACCGGUUGGCUUCAGCCUUACUGAACGUGGAUUGGUGUCGUCGCCACUACUAUUCUUAUUUGUCUCUUCUACGGCUACAUUUCCUUCGCACCCUGAAACGUCGAGUCCCUUUUCCAGAAUUACACCAUGCAGAUUGUCGCUCCAAUCCUCCAAUUUUGCUGGAAAUUCAUCAAACGGACUCAUUGAGUCAGACGGGCUGCACUGGGACUUGAUCUGGGAGCGACUUAUUGUCCACACGUACGAGGCAGGCUGUAUCCAUCCCCCUGGCGGGUUCUGGAUCGAGGUGAGACAGCUGUUCUCCAGAUUCUUUCAGAGGAGAGAAAAGAAGAGCGAGGACGAUGCAACA
Molecule: messenger RNA, 626 nt
Organism: Cladophialophora psammophila CBS 110553
Lineage: Eukaryota; Fungi; Ascomycota; Eurotiomycetes; Chaetothyriales; Herpotrichiellaceae
Exons: 1
Source: RefSeq, a predicted model, not a curated record